Messenger RNA from Pediculus humanus corporis (human body louse), 642 nucleotides. RefSeq names its product eukaryotic translation initiation factor 4E type, putative. Gene Ontology annotation, molecular function: translation initiation factor activity; RNA 7-methylguanosine cap binding. NCBI's taxonomy places the organism in Eukaryota, Metazoa, Arthropoda, Insecta, Psocodea, Pediculidae. Gene Ontology annotation, biological process: translational initiation. Gene Ontology annotation, cellular component: eukaryotic translation initiation factor 4F complex; cytoplasm. The record is from RefSeq and is a predicted model, not a curated record. The coding region runs from base 1 to 642 and encodes 213 amino acids. The transcript has 3 exons.
AUGCCAAAUAAAUUUGAUGCUUAUAAAAGUAGCAGUGACGAUAAUGCAGAAGAAGAAUUUUCUGCUGAAAAAGAGGCAUUGCAGCCUGUUGUUGUACCUCCCGGUGAACACAAACUACAGUGUGCAUAUUGGCUGUGGUUUAGUCGCAGAACUCCAGGAAAGACUUCAUCAAUACAAAGUUAUGACCAAAAUUUAAAAUUGAUCGCCAAAAUAGGUUCAGUGGAACAAUUUUGGGCACAUUAUAGUCAUUUAAUUCGUCCAUCUGAUUUACAAGGACAUAGUGAUUUUCAUUUAUUUAAAGUCGGAAUUAAACCAAUGUGGGAAGAUGAAGCUAAUCAACAUGGUGGAAAAUGGAUUGUUAGAUUAAGAAAAGGAUUGGCUUCACGCUGUUGGGAAAAUCUAGUGCUUGCUAUGUUAGGAGAACAAUUUAUGGUUGGAAAAGAAAUAUGUGGAGCAGUAGUCUCCAUUCGAUAUCAAGAAGAUAUUAUAUCAGUUUGGAAUAGGACAGCUUCGGAUACCUCGACGACUGGACGAAUUAGAGACACUCUUCGACGUGUAUUAAAUUUACCUCCUAACACAAUUAUCGAAUAUAAAACUCAUAAUGACAGUCUAAAGUACAAUUCAAGUUUCAGGAAUACAUAA